Molecule: messenger RNA, 1652 nt
Organism: Colias croceus (clouded yellow)
Lineage: Eukaryota; Metazoa; Arthropoda; Insecta; Lepidoptera; Pieridae
Product: WD repeat domain phosphoinositide-interacting protein 3
Exons: 6
Coding region: 117-1163 (348 amino acids)
Biological process (GO): nucleophagy; protein localization to phagophore assembly site; autophagy of mitochondrion
Cellular component (GO): cytosol; phagophore assembly site membrane; extrinsic component of membrane
Molecular function (GO): phosphatidylinositol-3,5-bisphosphate binding; protein binding; phosphatidylinositol-3-phosphate binding
Source: RefSeq, a predicted model, not a curated record
GACAAGCGACAGAGUAUUUUGUCAAGUUACCGCAAAGUCAAAAAUAAUAUCUAUUUAUUUAUUUGUCUAUUUAUGUAUUAUUUACACGUACUUAUCUGUUUUAUGGAGUUACAAUAAUGAAUUUAUCCGAAGAGAAUAGUUUUUCAAAUGGCUUGUUGUACGUUGGAUUUAAUCAAGACCAAGGUUGUUUUGCUUGCGGAACGGAGAAUGGAUUUCGAGUUUUUAAUAGUGAUCCACUGAAGGAAAAAGAACGUCAAAAUUUUGCCGAGGGAGGCCUUUCUUAUGUAGAAAUGCUAUUUAGAUGUAAUUACAUGGCCUUAGUAGGUGGUGGUAAAACACCUGUCUAUCCUCCAAAUAGAGUAAUAAUAUGGGAUGAUUUGAAGAAAGAUUCUGCUAUAGCAUUAGAUUUUAACAGCCCAGUUAAAGCUGUGAAGUUAAGAAGAGACCGGAUUGUUGUUGUUUUGGAAAAUUUAAUAAAAGUAUACACAUUUACUGCACAACCACAGUUACUACAUAUAUUUGAAACAUGUCAAAACCUGAGAGGUCUAUGUGUAGUUUGUCCAAACAGCAAUAAUGCUUUGUUAGCAUAUCCUAGUCGUAAAACUGGACAUGUACAGUUGGUGGAAUUAAGCAGUCAUGCUGGCACCAGCACAGCUCCAGAGGGGCAUCUCAUAGCCGCACAUGAAGCUCCCUUGAGUUGCUUAGCCUUGAAUGUGGGAGGGACAAGGCUUGCUACAGCCUCUACUAAAGGAACUCUCAUUAGGGUGUUUGAUACAGCUACUGGGCAAAAACUGGCAGAAUUGAGGAGGGGAGCUAAUCAGGCAACUAUAUACUGUAUAAACUUCAAUCACACAAGCACAAACUUGUGUGUAGCAUCAGAUCAUGGCACAGUGCAUGUAUUUAGUCUGGACGAAGAGAAACUCAACAAGCAAUCUAAUUUGGCGACAGUUUACCUUCUGCCGAAAUAUUUUUCAAGUAACUGGAGUUUCUGCAAGUUUACAAUACCUAAUGGACCACCAUGUAUCUGUGCUUUUGGUGUUGACAAGAGCUCCAUCAUAGUUAUCUGUGCUGAUGGAUCGUACUACAAAUAUAAAUUCAACGAAAAAGGCGAAUGUACAAGGGAUGUUUACGCGCAAUUCCUAGAAACGUCGGAAGAUAGAUAAAUGUGAUAAAUGUUUUGGUUAAGAAUUUUAUAUCUACGACUUGAAAUUAGUUGUGUCGAUGCUAAUUUCUACUUUGUGACCUAAAUGGGGUACUAUAAAAUUUUGUUCUGAAAUAAUAUUUUAUAUGAUAAGCAAAUUAGAGACUGCUACAUUAUCAUGAUAGUAAUUAUUGUUGCUUUUAUAGACCAUUUCACUUAAAAUGUUUGCCAUUCUUGCACUUGCUGUGUAGCACAAGAAACAUUAUUAUCAUUCUGUCUAGGUUAUUCCUAAUUGAAUCAAUAAUAAUUUGGUCUAGAUAUUUGAAUAAAGCAUUACAAAAAUAAUCCUGAUCACGAACUUUGAUUUAAGUAAAUUAAAAUUUAAGACCAAAUGAGUGUAUAGGUAAUGAUCGAAAAAAAAAAAAUUAUAAACAUCAAUUAAGUAUUCAAGUAAAGCCUGAAAUUUAAAGAUCUCAAAAACAUAUGAAACCAAAUUAUUCAUUUUAAAUUA